CGCACAUGCGAUCAGCUGAGCAGCGUUUGACUCUCAGAUGAAAGCAGGCUGAGCUGUGUUCAGACGCGUCCGCACACUCUGUCUUUGGACAAUCCAGCAGAGUUUGAUCUGUUUUGUAAUCGUUUUAUCAAGUGGCUCGUGUCUUGGCUUUGUUCGCUGGACGGGAUGUUGGAGAUGGUCUCUUCGCAAAAAUGAACACAGACUACACCAAGCCUUCUCUUGCUCCAAAGCCAAGAUUUGUUUGUCACGCCAGCCUGAAGCUCCCCUCCCCUAUUACGUCUGCUGCCAGGGGUCCUAAACCUUUUAUAGCCCCAAAACCUAAAAUCACAUCACUAUUAAAUGGGAACCAGGGAGAGUUCAGUAAUGGUAGUGUAAUAACUUCAGAUGAAGAGGUUGAUGAAGAUCAUGAAAGACAGAAUUGUCAAAAUAGAGUGAUUAUAGACAUAUUACCUGCAGAGAAACAAUUUGUCGACAGCAUCUGCAAAUCCCCACGAAAAGCUAUACAAACUGUGUCAAAGAAGCAGCUGGACAGAGAAGUAAAAGAGGAGGAAAAUGACGAAGAAGAAGAUGCUAUUCAGAAAACGGAUGAUGAUUGGAGGUUAACUGACAGUGCCCUAACAGAGGAAACGGACUCCCUGGAAACACUUUGGGUCAGUGAUUCCAGACUCACAGCUGACUCGGUGGAAGUGGAGGAGAUGAUUGACACAGAUGUGACGGAGGACAUGGAUGCUGAGGGCUGUGAUGCAGGCGAGGCGCUGGCUGACACAGAUGGUCUCUCAGUGGGAAACAUUUCUGUUAAUAGCACUGAUGAACAAGAACGCCGCUAUUCUGCUGAUAGUUGUGAUGCGAAACAGGAAAAGCUUCAGAUCAAUGAGGAUGGAAGUACAGCAGAUGAUUUGUCUGAAUCCCUCAUAGAUGAGCCUGGCCUCCUUGUCACAGACAACAUGACUGACACAGAAGCUAAGCAUGCUUUUCUAAUGGAAGAGAAAAUAGAAGAGUCGGGUCCUGAUUGUGGUUUCUCUUAUAACAUCCUGAAAUGUAGCCAUAAGAUAAAAGAAAGGGGUGGAAAAUGGCAGAAUAUUUGCUUUUACAACCUCAUUCCUGGCAGUGAUGAAGAGGUUUGUGAUACAACAAGUAAACAUGCUGCCUUAGAGGGACAUCGUGUCCACGAGCCUUUGUACAUCUGUUCAGAAGACAUUAUUAACCAAGGGAUGAGGCUAGACAGUAAACUCUCAAAAAAUAGUUUUUAUCCUAUAAAUAAAAGUGGACUACUGGGCAGGAAAUAUGAGGAAAGAGAAGAAAAUGGAAAAAUACAGGAUUGCCUGAAUGUGGGUGAGUAUGGCAACAACAGUGGUAAUAAGAACAGAGAAAAGAUAUGUCAAAAAUUUCCAUUUAUCCAAAACAAAGAGGACAAGGCUAAUGAACAGGAAGACAUGUUGAACCAUUUGGACUGCCAGCUGAGAUUCAGGCAGGUACCAACAGACAUGGACACUUCACUGACUUCUUCUUUCUCAGACAGCCAGUUGCUGUCCCCAAACGACUCUGAUGUCUUCAGAGAUGAGGACGACCUGGAGGGUCACAUUGUGCCCUUUCUAGAUGAGACUACUGACACAGAGCAGGACAUCAGUGAUGAGCAUGUUUAUGAGGAACCAAGGCAAAGUUCGGAGACUAAGAAUGUUUUUCCUUUUGAUACAAAGGCCACAGGCAUUCGAUCACACUCUUUGUCACACAGAAUUACCAAUAAUGUGGAGGAUAUGGGAGUGCAGUUUUUUCAGAAAACCUACGUGAGUGGAUUUGGACAACCUGCACUAAGCAGCAGCCCCAUGUUAAGCUCAACGCGGCACAAGAGCUAUUCAAAACCCCAGUAUUUGUCUCUGUACCCCCGUUCCUUAUCAAUGGAGGGGAAGGACACCCAUAUGUGUGUCUACAGGGAUGGCUCUCAGAGACACAGAGAUGCAGUUUAUUCAUCUGAAAGCUUCUCCAGGGGCUCACCUCUGUCAUCCAGUGCCCUAUCCACACCUACAUCUCUGGUGGAUAUUCCUCCCCCUUUUGAGCUGGCCUACAUCACAAAGAAGCCCAUCACAAAGAGUUCUCCCUCACUUCUGACUGGGGGAGACUCUUCAGAGAAAAACAAGAAAAAGAAAUCCUCCUUAAAGCGUUUCCUGAUGCUUAAAUUUGGGUGGAAAACAGAAAACAAACCUGUAGAUGUCAAGUCAUCCUCUUCUAAGACUUCAGCUGGGUACAGCCACCGUAUGCCCAGCAGACUGCUUGAUUUAGAUAGACACAGCAUUAGCAGUUCUCCACGGUUAAGCUCACGCUCGGCUAGCAGGCCUCAAGUUUCACCUGAGCCAGCCUCCACCUUCUUGUUCUAUGAAGAGAGCAAAAGGAAAGGAAACUCUGUGGCUUUCCUCAAUCGCAGUGUUGUCCGUGUAGAGUCCUUUGAGGAUCGCUCCCGUGUGCCUUUUAUACCGCUUCCUCUGACAAAGCCUCGCUCAAUCUCCUUCCCCAACACAGAUACCUCUGACUAUGAGAAUGUUCCGGCCAUCAGCUCAGACUACGAAAACGUUCAAGUGCCACAGCGGAGGCCUGUUCGACAGGUACCACGCAAAGACUUCUUUGACCGUUCUGGUCGAGUCCUGUCUGCAGCCAAUGAGACUGAUGGUUAUGUGGACAUGAGCAGCCUCCCUGGGUUUGAAAAGAUAACUCAGUCACCUGAGCAGGAAACAGAAAGUGCCUAUACAGAAGCCUACAACGUGUGCUCUGUGGCUAUUGGUCCACAAUCUGCUUCAGUGGGGAAUGGCCAUGGAGAGAAGGUAGCUGAGGAAGACCAGGGACGCAUCUCUGAGGAGGAAGAUGGAGGGAUAGACAACAACUAUGACAGACUGCCUGAUGGUCGAUCCAGAGCCUUUUACAUUGUGAAAGAGUUGGUUGAUACAGAGAGGCUACAUGUGAAGGCCCUGAAGCUGCUCCAGGAGGACUUUCGGGAAGCAGUGGGUUCAGCAGUGGGCGACGAGGGGCAGCCUGUGUUGGAUGAUGAGCGACUUCGAGAGAUUCUCAACGAGCUGCCUGAUGUUUACAGUCUGCACCGCAAAAUCCUCAAUGAGCUGGAGAAUCGAAUCCGACACUGGGAGGAGAGUCAAAAGAUUGCAGACAUAUUCCUAUGCAGGAAAGCAGAGUUCUUGGUCUUCACCACUUACAUUGGACACUACAAUCGGAGCAUGACCUUACUGGAGGACAGCUGCCGAACCUCACCUUCCUUUGCAUCCAUUGUUCAAAAGUUUGAGGAGCAUAGUCCAGCAGGGAAGAAAGCGUCUUUAAAACAUCAGCUUCUGCAGGUCAUUGUCCGUGUGGCGCAGUAUCGCAUGCUCCUCACAGAUUAUCUGAACAACCUCUCCCCUGAUUCCAAGGAAUAUGAAGACACCCAAGCUGCUGUAGCCAUUGUGUCUGACAUUGCAGAUCAAGUCAACGACAGUAUAAAACACGGGGAGAACUUGUUGCGUCUGAUCAACAUAGCAUACAGUGUUCGUGGCCAGCAGGACCUGCUUCAUCCUGACAGGGUUUUUGUAAAGGAGGGCAACCUGAUGAAGGUCAGCAGGAAGAGUCACCAACCCCGCCAUCUGUUUUUGAUGAACGACAUGCUGCUGUACACCUACCCUCAGCAAGAUGGGAAAUAUAGACUGAAAAACACUUUGCCACUCACUGAACUGAAGGUCAGUAAACCCAUCAUAGAAAAUGUCCAAAAUGCACUGAAAAUAGAGGCAACAGACAUCUCCAUUAUUCUGUCUGCCAGUUCUUUCCUUGAAAGGGAGGACUGGUUUUACACACUUAACCGUGCUGUAACUGAACACACAAGAGGCUCUGCAGCCUUCAAUAGCUGCUUGGGAGAGGCCAGAGAUUGUCUUAGGUUGUCUCUGGGAGAAAAGGCUCCCACUCUUGUUCCUGUCUCACAAGUGAUGAUGUGCAUGAACUGCACUACAGAUUUCAGCCUCACUCUUCGCAGACACCACUGCCAUGGCUGCGGCAGAAUUGUUUGUCGAAGCUGCUCCAGGAACCGAUAUCCACUUAAGUAUAUGAAAGGUCGCAUGGCCAAAGUGUGCGAUCACUGUUACGGUGAACUAAAGAAGAGGGGAAGUGAUGUGCCUGGUCUUUCAGGCAAAGACAGCCCACGAGUGAACCGCUCCAGUCGUCCACUAUCUACUGUGUUCCAAAACAUUCAUCCUCCCAAUAUUUGGCGACAUCGAAAAGGCACUGCCACCUUCACUCAGGUGACAGUAUCAGAGGAAGGCUCCAUCAGUGGCAGUCUACAGCGAAGCAAGAAGAGCAAACGGAACUGGAAGAGACUAUGGUUCCUUCUAAAAGACAAGGUGCUUUACACCUACCGAGCCCAAGAGGAAAAGGUAGCAUCAGAGAGUUUACCACUACUGGGUUUCACAGUGAAGCUCCCUGACAGGCAGGGGGGAGAUGAUGAGGACAACGUAUUCCAGCUUUACCACAAAAACACUCUGUAUUACAGUUUUAAAGCUGAGGAUAACUUCACAGCCCAGAGGUGGGUAAAUGCCAUGGAGGAAGCCACCAAUUUAUAGAACCAGCCCCAUGUUGCCUCUCUGUUCUUAUAAAGCCCCCGCCCCCCAAAAAGAAAGAUGACUGUGAAACCAACUGUAAAGACAGAGAAGAAACAUUCUCCAUUAUUCCUGCAUGCUGUAACUUGCCCAGCUGGACUAAAAAGAGAAGAAGACGUUUUGUUCUUUGGGAGCGGACACGAUUACCUACUUUGUCAACCGCCAAGGUCCCCCGCCUGAUCUUACAGCAGGUGCAAUGCUGAGAGCUACGACAGGCGCUGGCCCAGAUACCUGCCAGGGUGGAACAGUACAUGAAAAUGACCUGUAAUUCCCUCAAUGACUGAUCAGUAAUAUUCCUCCCAUUCAGCUGACAGAUCAUCAUCACAUUUUGGAAAAUUAAUUUGCUUUAUGUUUUUAAUGUUUUGGAUGUUUUAAGUAUGUUAACCUGUUCUAAAAAAAAAAAAAAAAAAAAAUACAUUUUCACUCAUUUAGUUGUUGUUGAUACUGCGGCAGAAAAAAAGCAUCUAUGAACGAAUGCCUUCUCUCAUACAUUUCCAUCUGGAAUGGCCUUAUCUAUUGUUUGAAUUAAUCCUGCCUUAAUUUUAACAUGUGCCCGUUGGCUGAAUAACAGCAUCUCCAUGACUGAGAUUUAAAAGCACAGACUCUAACAAAGAAUAAUUUAACAAAUGUAUAAAAGAGUCUGUUGCUUUGUUGUGUAAUGUCUUGCUGGAGAUGCUUCUUCCAGUGAUUCAAUACUUUUUUUUGCUUUUUGCACUGAUUUAAAAAAGAAGCAUGAACAGAAAAAGAAAUGAGUGUACUUUAUCAGAGAGGCCAAAAGCUUCAGCUACUGCACUUAGUUUACUUGCUACUGGGAAAUAUGGACAUUUUUAUUUUAAACCCUGACCUAAGUGCAAUGUAAAUUCAUUUUUGUGUAAAUACUCAUCCAUCUGUGCACAGAAAGGUUGAGUUAGAUUCAAAUAUAUGAAACUGAAACAUCCGUUUCAUCUUGAUUGCACAUGAUGCACAGCUACAUAAAAGUGUCUUGGACUUUGUACUGUAUUUAAUGAUUUCUGAAGUUUAUCUACAGUUUUAAAAGGAAGUAAAAGAGGCUACAAUGAAUGAUACAGCCUGUCAGUGUUUUAAUUCCCCUCGUGUCCUCUAGAUGGCAGGUGGAUUAAACGUUCAAGUACAGUGGGCUUUAAGCCACUUCCUGUCUCUGUGUCCUUGUUGAUGGAGUGCUGCAAAUAAAACAAACCUCUUUGUGCUCCA
Melanotaenia boesemani (Boeseman's rainbowfish) is the source of this 5828-nucleotide messenger RNA. Its product is annotated as FYVE, RhoGEF and PH domain-containing protein 5-like. The transcript is spliced from 21 exons. Lineage: Eukaryota; Metazoa; Chordata; Actinopteri; Atheriniformes; Melanotaeniidae. Bases 192 to 4583 code for a protein of 1463 amino acids. The record is from RefSeq and is a predicted model, not a curated record. Gene Ontology annotation, molecular function: metal ion binding; guanyl-nucleotide exchange factor activity. Gene Ontology annotation, cellular component: cytoplasm.